CGCUAUCCGGAAGACAAGACAAAAUACACGUUGCUUUACGCUAUUUCAAAAUGAAUACCUUUUUGUCGCGUUUAAAUACAAUUUUUGCUUUCACUUUGAGUGUGAUGGCUGCUUUAACGUUCGGUUGUUUUCUAUCAACGGCAUUUAAAGAGAACAAGACUGCAGUUGACAUAGGAACUACAAAAGCCGUCGUUAAGAAUGUCCCAAAUUUUGCAGCAUCUACACGAGACAGAAAUGAUCUGGGGCAAAUUGCUUUCGAUCUUCACACAGAAUUAUCUUCUUUAUUCAACUGGAAUACAAAGCAGCUAUUUUUGUACCUCACUGCAGAGUAUGAAACCAAAAGCAAUAAGCUAAAUCAAGUUGUUUUAUGGGAUAAAAUUAUUAGAAGAGGAGAGACCACCAAGCUAGACUUUAAAAGUAUGAACACCAAGUAUUAUUUCUUUGAUGAUGGCAAUGGUCUCAAAGGAAAUCAGAAUGUUACAUUGACGUUAUCAUGGAAUGUCAUCCCCAAUGCUGGAACAUUACCACGGAUACAAGGAGAAGGAAGCUACAUUAUACAAUUCCCAGAUGAAUACAAGCAAUAAAAUAUAUAAUUGAUUUGUAAGAUAUUGUUUCUAAUACAACAUUAAUUAAUCAACACAUUGCCUGCUGAAAGUUCCACCAAAUAUGACAUCAGUGGAUGAUGUGUUAAUCACCAAAAUUAGGCCUUGAAGAAAAUACUUUCCCAUUUGUGAAGCUUUCCUCAGAUUCCUAAUCUAAUUACUGACGGUACUCUAGCAGUAUUUUCCGACAAUUCCUGACUGUCCGUAAGAUAUACAUUAAUGUAGAAUGAAACGAACACUAGGACACAUGUCUCGUUUGAUUUACUUUGUUCAACACUUUGGUGAGGCCACAAUUUGAAUCUUGGAUUGUAAUCUGAAUCCUGAAUCUUAGGCUCAAUUCAAAAUCUGAAUCUUCUACUGGAUUCGGAAUCUGAAAUCGGAAUCUAAAUUCUAAGCUGCAUUCUGAAUCUCGGGCUUCAAUCCAAACCUGAGAGUAAGCUAGUAUCUUACAAGUGCAAGUGUUUAAAUUGUUUUUAAGUGCACAUGAAUGUUGCUGAUAACAUCUUUUCUUCACCUGUUUUUAUUUUGACAUCCAUAACUUGUGUGACUUAGUCAGAUUUUAUUUCUGAACAUAAAGAGCAGUAAUUAUAGUUACGUCUUUAUUUUAUAGAGAUCAUAAACACAAGUUAUUGUAGUCAGUUAAUUUAAUUAAUUUCAUGUUUAAUAUACAACAUUUAUAUGUCUUGUUUUCCUUGUUGUCCCAACGAAAGUAUUAAAGGGUGGUAGUCGGUGCGCUGCCCAUGCGCGAGAUAUGAGCCUCCUAUAAAUAAAGAUGUUGACUGUUGCACUUACCAACUAGUACAAACUGAGAGGUUUGAUUAGGUGUUUGGAAGGCAUCGAAGAAGUCACUGGCUGGACAUGGCGCCCAGAGCAAAACUCUUACUCAUGAUUUCAUUAGAAAAGUGCAUUGGAUUAUGAGAAAAUGUUAAAAUGUUGCACAUGUGUGGCGCAACAACUACCUCCCUUUAAAUGUUAAAUUAUGUAAAC
Molecule: messenger RNA, 1589 nt
Organism: Saccoglossus kowalevskii
Lineage: Eukaryota; Metazoa; Hemichordata; Enteropneusta; Harrimaniidae
Product: signal peptidase complex subunit 3-like
Biological process (GO): protein targeting to ER
Cellular component (GO): signal peptidase complex; membrane
Source: RefSeq, a predicted model, not a curated record